Messenger RNA from Arabis nemorensis, 633 nucleotides. Lineage: Eukaryota; Viridiplantae; Streptophyta; Magnoliopsida; Brassicales; Brassicaceae. The record is from the annotation of a GenBank genome assembly.
AUGUCUUCGAGCAAAUCUGAUGAUCUUAAGAUUUGGAAGCUAACGAAGUUAGCAGAAGCAUCUAAAACGGUUUUAGAAGAGAAAAAGAGAACCCUAGUUGACAUUCCGACAAGAGGGAUCAAUCCGUUAAAACGCAAGGUGGUUUCAUCAUCAUCAUUAUCUUCGAGACCCGAGUGGCUUAUAAACUUGAUGAGAAAAGAGAAUGGAUACGAUUCAAAUCUGAUCAUAGAGAAGAGGAAGCUCCAUCGCAGUGAUCUAAGCAAAGCUCAAUCACGUCUCUCAAUCCCUAUAAACCAAGUGGUUAGUUCGGAUUUUCUGACAGAGGAAGAGACAAGAAUCAUAUACGAACAAUCGGAAUUGAAGAUUCGUCAAACAGGUGUGAGUGUGGUUUUGUUUGAUCCUAUGUUAUGUGAGCAUGUGGUUGAUUUGAGGAAGUGGAAGAUUGGUGGAAAUUGGAGUUAUGUAAUAGUUGAUGGUUGGAAUGAUGUGGUUGCUAACAACGAGUUUGAUGUCGAUGACGUGAUUGAAAUCUGGUCGUUUCGAUAUGGACGAGGAAAACUAUGUUUUGCUUUGUCUCCUCCGGUAAGAGAGACUAGACAAUUCGGUCAGAGAAGUUAUCAUCGUUAUCAUUGA